CAAUCAAUUCAGUCCAACAAUGCUGCAUAUAAAUGCUCCGUCUCAACUGGUUUAUGCGGAUGAACACAUUAAGACAAAGCUUCAUCUAGUUUAAUAAAUAACUAUGAGAUGGAGAGCUAUGCUGAGAAACAAUCUUGUUCUUCUGUCCACCUUCAUAGCGAUCGUAGUAGGAAUCGGCAUGGGUGUUAUAUUAAAUGUAUUUAUUGUCCCAGAGUCUGCUUUGUUAUGGAUAGGUCUUCCCGGGGAACUUUUCAUCAGAUCAUUAAAUUUGGCUGUUAUCCCUUUGAUAAUCACAAAUAUAAUUUCAAGUAGUCUUUGUUUACUUUAGAAUUCUUAGAAACUUGAUAUAUAUAGUGUCGUCUAAGCUGAAGCCUUCAGUACAAGGGAAAAUGGCGUUACUUGCUUUGGGAUAUUGUAUUUUGAUGAACAUUCUUGGUGCUUUUCUGGGUCUCGGUAUUACGACACUUAUCGACCCAGGUUCAUAACUAUUUCUCCCUAACUUUCUCAGGUGGCAGGUUUACUGCGAGUGCUAAGAUGACAGGCACAAUGUCAAAAGGUUCAAGGAGAAUCAAAAUUUCGGACGUAUUUCUAGAUUUCUUCAGAAAUAUGGUUCCUGAUAACUUUGUAAAAAUGUUUUUGUUUUCGACAGUUACAACAUACAAGCCAGUCGGAUCUUCUUUCUCCAACUCAGAUGGUAACUCAUCUUCAAAUACAACUUACAAACGAGUAAUUGAAGAUACAGCACAAACAAAUAUCCUAGUUGCUGGGUCUCGAAAGGAAAAAUCACGUCCAUUAAUUUCAUUGGUUGAGUCUAUUUCUGAAAUAAUGACUGUAAUUAUUGAGUUUAUUAUCAAAUUACUCCCAGUUGCCAUAGUCAGUUUAAUCGCUUAUGCGAUAGCGCGGAUGGAAAGAAUUGAGGAUAAUUUCAUAGCUCUGGUUCUGUUUGUUGCAUCAUCAAUUACAUUUCUUUCAAUCAUCGUACUUGUGAUCAUGCCGUUAUUGUUCUUCAUAGUAGUAAGGAAAAAUUUAUUUCGAUUCUAUAUCUGUUUAUCUGAACCUGUACUAACUGCUUUCAGUUCGACCAGCUCUUUAAUUGCUCUUCCACAACUUUUUCAAGUCUGUGAUCGUUAUGGUAUAGACUCAGAUUUAGUACGAACUGUGGCACCAUUUCUCACCAGUUUCAAUGCAAAUGGAUCUGCUGCAUUUAUUGCAUCUGCGGUUUGUUUUUUAACUCAAUUAGCUAAACACCCAUUAAAUGCUGGUCAGUUUAUUGCAGUUGGGUUCUUAUCCGGUGUCAAUGUAAUGGCAUUGCCUGCGAUUCCAAGCGCGAGUAUCAUAACUGUUAUUUUAAUAACACGUGCAUUUGAUGUUUCUGAUUCUGCUGUUUCAUUACUGUUCGUCACAGAGUUUAUUGCUGAUCGGUUACGUACUGUUGUAAAUGUUAUGAGUCAUGGUACUUGUGUUCUAUUUGUUCAUAUGAAAUUAAAACAGGUUAGUUCUACGUCGAAUAUUCAAAAUCAUUUAAUUCAAACUACAGACAUUGUCAACGAUUCAAUGUCAUCCGACGAUGUAUCAUAGUUGUUAAACAAAUUAAUCAAACGAAAAUAGUGUUCUCUUGUUUUCUUGCACAUUUGUUUUGUAUUGUCUAUUUGUCUUUCUGUUUACUCAAAUACAUUCUUAUAUUAUUUUGAUUUAGUUGUUCAUCUCUUUGUUGGGAUCAUUAAUUUAAUUAUUUUAACUAAUUUCCACCUCUUGUUAUGCUCACCUUAGAUGUAUUUUUGUUUAAAUUUUAUAAUAUUUUCAUUGAAAAAUCAGUGACAACAAUCCUUUUAUAUCAAAUCAUAUGAUGAAUCAAAUCUAAUGAGAUUCGUAUCUCUAGUUUUCCCGAAGUACCAACUUAUCGAUGAGCUUCAUUGCACAAACUUUCAAUCAGGUUUAAUUUUCAUUUUGAUUGUUGACUUUUAUCUAUAUUGUCAGAAUUUUAUUAUUUUUCUGUAUAUUUUAUGAUUAAUUUCCUUCAAAAUCUCCCUCGAUGUUAAGUGACUUGUGUUUUAUUAUAAAUACGCAUAUUUACCUUUUUU
Molecule: messenger RNA, 2081 nt
Organism: Schistosoma turkestanicum
Lineage: Eukaryota; Metazoa; Platyhelminthes; Trematoda; Strigeidida; Schistosomatidae
Source: the annotation of a GenBank genome assembly